Messenger RNA from Tigriopus californicus, 1329 nucleotides. RefSeq names its product sodium-dependent glucose transporter 1-like. The transcript is spliced from 4 exons. Lineage: Eukaryota; Metazoa; Arthropoda; Copepoda; Harpacticoida; Harpacticidae. Bases 52 to 1329 code for a protein of 425 amino acids. The record is from RefSeq and is a predicted model, not a curated record. Gene Ontology annotation, biological process: transmembrane transport.
CUAACGUUCUCCUUAAUAACUUGUUCAAUGAGUAGAGAGCAUUAGCUUUGAAUGAUUCAUUUCAUUGAUCUUGCCAUGUCCACGAGGAGAGCCUUGAAAACUUUGUCCCUUUGUGUCAGCUAUUUGACCAUGGGCUGUUUGGACGCUGUGCGAGGACCAACCCUCUUAGAUUUAAAGGACAAGCUCAAUGUUAAUUUGGAAGAAAUAACAUGGAUACUCCCAGCAUUCUCGAUUGGUUCCAUUCUGGGAGGAUUAAUAGCGGGGAUUGUCUUGGAAAAAUUCGAAUCCAAAAGUUUCCUCAUCAUCAGUGGAAACCAGUUUGUCAUGGCGAUAACGGCUGGAGCCUUAACCUUGUGCACAAGUUUGUGGUCAAUGUGUAUUGUUUCAGGAAUGCAAGGUGCAACUUUGGGCGCUUUGGAUGCAGUUGGAACUGUGCUCUGCUUGAAUAUUUGGAGUGGCUCUCAAUAUAAGAGUGAUCCAUUCGUUCACAGCCUUCACUUCAGUUUUGCUCUGGGUGCGUUACUUUCGCCUCUCAUUGCCGCCCAAUUUUUAUCGGAAAGAUUCGCCGAUUCAGCUCUGCAACCUUACAACGGUAAGGUGCACAUACCUUAUUUGAUCAUGUCUGGGCUUUGCCUCAUAUCAGCCCUGAUCAACGUGCCGUUCCAUUUUGACACCCAAAAUUCGCAUCCAGAAAAGGAAACGACCAAUGGAAAGAAUGAACCAACCUCCUCACCCACCUUCGGUUAUGGAAAUUGGCGCUCGUUCUCAAUGCUGACGAGUCUCUGUCUUUUCUUCUUUGUGUAUGUAGGCCUUGAAGUUGGUUAUGGAUCCUUCGUGUCUACCUUUGGCGUGUUAUCACUCAGUCUUAGUCUCUCUCGCUCUCAGUCGGCUCUAGUUUCAACCUUUUUUUGGAGCGGAAUCGCAUUAAUGAGAUUGUUGGCCUGUUUUAUAACGCUCAGGAUUCCUCCAAUGGGUCUCAUGGGGAUGAAUUUGAUCCUGACUGUGACUGCGAGUGGUAUGCUGGUGAUCUGGGGACAAACUAGUGCUCAAUGGUUGGCAUGCAUAUCAGCCAUUCUUGGUUUGGGUUUGGCUACUGUGUUUGCCACAACGUUCACUUGGUUGGGAAAAAUGAUGGUGAUCACAAACCGAAUGGGAGCGAUGUUUUCCAUCGCUGGAUCCAUUGGCGCUGACAUUUUCCCUCUAAUAUUUGGACAAAUAAUUGGACUGGAUCCAAGUUACUUUCAAUUCCUCAUAUUUGGAUCUGUCAUGGCAUGUCUCCUAUUAUUCGCUCUAGCGUAUCAAUUGGCACGUAAAAGCAUCAAAGAGUAA